AUGUCGAACCGAACAGUUUGCAGAGAAGCAAGUCACGCUGGCAGUUGGUACACCGCCUCAGGUAGAGAACUGAACCGGGGAAUGGGCCAGAGACCAGGGUUAACUAGUUAACUAACCAAGAUAGCUAGCAGCAGACCUGCCUCUAAUGUUUGGGUUGCUGUCCGGGUAUGUAGCUAACCUGGUUAGCCAACCUUGCUAGCUACAUAACUCUCUUUCGAUGGGACUAUUGUCCGAGGUAGUAGCUAGUUAACAUAUCUUGCUAGCUAGCUACAGACAGGUCUCUCUUUGGGCUGUUGUCCGAGGUAGUAGCUAGUUAACAUAUCUUGCUAGCUAGCUACAGACAGGUCUCUCUUUGGGCUGUUGUCCGAGGUAGUAGCUAGUUAACAAACCUUGCUAGCUAGCUACAGACAGGUCUCUCUUUGGGCUGUUGUUGUCCGGAAAAGUAACUAGCGAACGUUAGAUGGGUGGCUAGCUGGCUAGCUGGCUAAUUGAGUAGGAGAGAGGUGAGGUAAAAAAACAACAGGCCGUUCUAUAUCAGAUGGCUCAGAUCAACAGUCUGCUACCUAGCUUGCAUCAGCUGGCACUUCUUGUAUCAAACAGCAGAGUAGGCAGAUUUUUUGGGGUCAUUUUAAAAGCAAGCGUUAGAAGCUAGCUAACACGUACAAGGAUUUGGUCCAUGCAUGUCUUGUUCACUCAGAACUUGUAUCCAUGGCCGUCCAGUGGAAAUGGUUUGGCGAUUAAAUGGUGGGCUAUUUGACCUGAUCAUUGGAAGAAAUGGCUAGCCAACUAGGUAGUUAUUGCUAGCAACCCUUGUCGACAGUAUUAGCUAGUUAUUUACAUUUUUUACAUGUUUUAGUCAUUUUAGCAGACGCUCUUAUCCAGAGCGACUUACAGGAGCAAUUGGGGUUAAGUGCCUUACUCAAGGGCACACCGACAGAUUUUUCACCUAGUUGGCUCGGGGAUUAGAACCAGCGACCUUUCGGUUACUGGCACAACGCUCUUAACCACUAAGCUACCUGCCGCAGUUAUGUCAAAACACUGACAACCAUCUCCGUGAACGGUCAGUUAACCAUUAUAGCAAAGAUUCACCAACUAUUUAUCAUUCUAGCCUACCCUACUCCACCAAAGUACUUCUGCAGCGAGUUGUCAGUGAUCUGGCUAGCUGACUGGCCCUCCCUGGUUGUUUGGUCAAAAUAUAAAUCCCUCUCGCCUGGAACAAAGGACUGGCUCUCUGGGUAGGUCUAGGCAGCACAUUGAGUGCUGUAAUUGCAUUGGGGACCAGCUAGCUAGCUUAUCCCUCAUCUCACACAUGACUUCUGUUUUAGCAUAGCAAGCUUUGCUACUAAGUCCCUUACUAGCCAAAUGUAGCUACUAGUCUAGGGUUGUGGCUAGAAGGGAUCCAGCUUUUGUCAAAUUAAAGGCAAAAGUAUAUCUAUUUUUUGGCAUUGAAGCUAACCCUAACCCAAGGGGCCUAGUGUGUAUCACACUCCAUACAUUUUGCUCUCAUGUACAUGUGAAGGAAUCUCAGUGAGUUAGUAUAUGACUGUGUUCAAAAUAUCUUACAGUGAGGAUGUAGCGAGAUCUUUUAGCUCAUCAGUCAACACAAUGACAUUACCCUUUAGUGAAUCAUGGGCUUGAUUAAUAACCUCAGCUAGAGACUUGUCAGUUUGCUUUGCAUACAGUUGUAGUGAGGAGGACAACAUAUAUACUGAUCAAUGAUACACAGGUUAUUUCCCCAAUGGCACCCUAUUCUCUGGCCCUUAGGUCCCUGGUCAAAAUGAGGGCCCAUUAAACGGAAUAAGGUGGGAUUUGGGACGCAAACACAAGUUGUUGAACAGACCUGUCUCUCCCUGUUAUCUCUCUGCUCCAGCCCAGUGAACAGACCUGUCUCUCCCUGUUAUCUCUCUGCUCCAGCCCAGUGAACAGACCUGUCUCUCCCUGUUAUCUCUGCUCCAGCCCAGUGAACAGACCUGUCUCUCCCUGUUAUCUCUCUGCUCCAGCCCAGUGAACAGACCUGUCUCUCCCUGUUAUCUCUCUGCUCCAGCCCAGUGAACAGACCUGUCUCUCCCUGUUAUCUCUCUGCUCCAGCCCAGUGAACAGACCUGUCUCUCCCUGUUAUCUCUCUGCUCCAGCCCAGUGAACAGACCUGUCUCUCCCUGUUAUCUCUCUGCUCCAGCCCAGUGAACAGACCUGUCUCUCCCUGUUAUCUCUCUGCUCCAGCCCAGUGAACAGACCUGUCUCUCCCUGUUAUCUCUCUGCUCCAGCCCAGUGAACAGACCUGUCUCUCCCUGUUAUCUCUGCUCCAGCCCAGUGAACAGACCUGUCUCUCCCUGUUAUCUCUGCUCCAGCCCAGUGAACAGACCUGUCUCUCCCUGUUAUCUCUGCUCCAGCCCAGCGAACAGACCUGUCUCUCCCUGUUAUCUCUGCUCCAGCCCAGCGAACCAGACCUGUCUCUCCCUGUUAUCUCUCUGCUCCAGCCCAGUGAACAGACCUGUCUCUCCCUGUUAUCUCUGCUCCAGCCCAGUGAACAGACCUGUCUCUCCCUGUUAUCUCUCUGCUCCAGCCCAGUGAACAGACCUUGUCUCUCCCUGUUAUCUCUGCUCCAGCCCAGUGAACAGACCUGUCUCUCCCUGUUAUCUCUGCUCCAGCCCCAGUGAACAUACCUGUCUCUCCACUGUUAUCUCUGCUCCAGCCCAGUGAACAGACCUGUCUCUCCCUGUUAUCUCUGCUCCAGCCCAGUGAACAGACCUGUCUCAGUGAACAGACCUUGUCUCUCCUGUAUCUCUGCUCCAGCCCAGUGAACAGACCUGUCUCUCCCUGUUAUCUCUGCUCCCAGCCCAUUGAACAGACCUGUAUCCUCCUGUUAUCUGCUCAGCCCCAGCGAACAGACCUGUCUCUCCCUGUUAUCUCUCUGGCUCCAGCCCAGUCGAACAGACCUGUCUCUCCCUGUUAUCUCUCUGCUCCAGCCCAGCGAACAGACCUGUCUCUCCCUGUUAUCUCUCUGCUCCAGCCCAGUGAACAGACUGUCUCUCCCUGUUAUCUCUCUGCUCCAGCCCAGUGAACAGACCUGUCUCUCCCUGUUAUCUCUCUGCUCCAGCCCAGUGAACAGACCUGUCUCUCCCUGUUAUCUCUCUGCUCCAGCCCAGUGAACAGACCUGUCUCUCCCUGUUAUCUCUCUGCUCCAGCCCAGUGAACAGACCUGUCUCUCCCUGUUAUCUCUCUGCUCCAGCCCAGUCAACCCCAAGGUGCUGGCUCAUGAAGCCAGCCGGUAAGAGACAGACAGACAAUGAUGUGUCGGGGGUCACAUUGGGAAGAAAAGUAAUGUUGAAGGGACAUUAAUCCUCCAUUGUGCCCUUGAGCAAGGCACUUAACCCCUAAACUGCUUUCUAACCAGGGGCCUGUCAACGUGUGUGUAUUGGGGAAGGGUUGACGUGCUCUCUAAGGCAUGUGUCCCAAAUGGCUCCCUAUAUAGUGUACUAGUUUUGACCAACGCCCUAUUAACUGGAAGGUAGUACUCUACAUAAGGAAUAGGGCGCCAUUUGGGAAGUAGCCUUAAAUGCCAGUGAUCAGCAGAGCGCUUCCCAAAAGCUCAGAGUGCCAGGAGCUCUGCUGGUGUGGGAUUAGGUGACAUCAUUCACCAUGCAUCCCAAAUGGCACCCUAUUCCCUAUAUAGUGCACUACUUUAGACCAGAGAAUGGCACCCUAUUCCCUAUAUAGUGCACUCCUCUAGACCAGAGAAUGGCACCCUAUUCCCUAUAUAGUGCACUACUUUAGACCAGAGAAUGGCACCCUAUUCCCUAUAUAGUGCACUCCUCUAUAUAGGGAAUAGUGCUGUGGUCAAAAGUUGCGCACAAUAGAGCCCCACAGUGGAGGUGUCAUAAUACCCAUAAAACCUAGCGGUCCACCAUUAAUUUUAGAAACACUUCAAAUAAGGGCUGUGUUUCGUGUAGGCUUACCCUGGCGUGAUGUUUUGAUAACCAUCUAAAUCUCUCUGACAAGGUGACUUUUAUCAAUAUAGUCGGCUCUAUUUACUCUGAGAUUCAAAAAUGCUAAGUAGACAUGAUGAAAAACUACAAAUCCCUGCAAGCUCCUACACGUCAUCUCUAGAGGACACCUUUGCUAACAGGUAUUGUGUCAAUUUAAAACUUGCACAAGACAGUUCACAAAGUUGUGCAUUUAAAGAAAUGUAGCCGAUUUAUUAAUUACUAAAUUUAGCUAACAAUAGAUAGUUAAUCCAGAGAUUCUUACCUUUGCCUUGAUUCGGCAGUCUCGUCCAGAUCAUCAUGGCAUUUGUAAUUCUUUAUGAUAGCGACAUUAGCAGCUAAAUAAUAUUUCAUUUUUGGGGGGAUCGGCUAGCUCUGUCUGUCCUCAUUUCAGUUAAAUCAGGAAGGAUGGGAUCGGCUAGCUCUGUCUGUCCUCAUUUCAGUUAAAUCAGGAAGGAUGGGAUCGGCUAGCUCUGUCUGUCUCAUUUCAGUUAAAUCAGGAAGGAUGGGAUAGGCUAGCUCCUGUCUGUCCGCAUUUCGUUUCACCGGAAUUAUUUAAGCAGUGCAUCGAUGGUAGGCCUAAACACAAACACACAUGCAGUCCUAAUGCGUCACAACUCAUUAGUAAACAUUGUCUAGGCAGACGAGGACAUUCAUUAUUUAUCUUCACAAAUAUUGACUCCUCUUUGCUCAAUGCAUUGGAUUGAUUGAAGGAAAAACACUGUUCACUAUCGGUGCAUUCAUACCCCAGUAAGCCAGCGAGCUGCUGCAUACAGAUUCCGUCCGUUCACUCGUGCAUCAUACCCCGUAACCAGGAGCUGCUGCAUACAGAUUCAGUCAGUAAGCCAAGUGAGCUGCUGCAUUACAGAUUCAGUCAGUAAGCCGCGGCUGCUGCAUACAGAUCAGUCAGUAAAGCCAGUGAAGCUGCUGCAUACAAUCAUUCAGUAAGCCAGCGAGCUGCUGCAUACAGAUUCAGUCAGUAAGCCAGCGAGCUGCUGCAUACAGAUUCAGUCAGUAAGCCAGCGAGCUGCUGCAUACAGAUUCAGUCAGUAAGCCAGCGAGCUGCUGCAUACAGAUUCAGUCGUUCACUAUCGGUGCAUCAUACCCCAGUAAGCCAGCGAGCUGCUCCAUACAGAUUCAGUCAGUCUGAGACAUGAGCUUCUGAUUAGCCUUGUCCCAGAUCAUUCUGUGCUGUCAUGUCAACUCCUUGCCAUGCCAGACAAUGUUUAGCAUGACAAGGACUUGCAUUAUGGCACAAACAGACUCCAACCUAAUGUGUUUGGUUUUACUAGUUGUAUGUACAGGAGACACGUGGAAUACACCAUCCAACCAAAUGCUGGCUGCAGGUUCCUUCUCCACAAUGCAACAACAAUAAGAAAUAAUAAAAGAUAUGAACACGAACAUAAAGUGAAUGUCUCAGUAGAAUAGAAUAGACAUUUUAGCAUCAGUAUAAUACAGGAAGGAACCAUUUAUAGUCCAAGAUUUACACAUGUUUUGGGGAAGGGGGGAUUGGGGGUCAAGUGUUUUUUAAAUUGUGCAGUGGUAUGUUUUGGGGAAGGGGGGAUUGGGGGGGCAAGUGUUUUAAAUUGUGCAGUGGUAUGUUUUGGGGAAGGGGGGGGGUGAUGUUUUGGGGAAGGGGGGGGGGGGGGUGAUGUGUACUAAGGUGAGUUGCUUCCUGCCUGCCUGCCUGACGGUAAGGCAGUGAACAGCUCGUGGCUGAGGUGUGUGGGGUCCUUGAUGAUACUGCGGGCCUUCCUUUGGCACCGUUUCGAAUAGAUGUCCUGGAUGGGUGGAAGCACGGUCCCAGUGAUGUCCUGGAUGGGUGGGAGCACGGUCCCAGUGAUGUCCUGGAUGGGUGGGAGCACGGUCCCAGUGAUGUCCUGGAUGGGUGGGAGCACGGUCCCAGUGAUGUCCUGGAUGGGUGGGAGCACGGUCCCAGUGAUGUCCUGGAUGGGUGGAAGCACGGUCCCAGGGAUGUCCUGGAUGGGUGGAAGCACGGUCCCAGGGAUGUCCUGGAUGGGUGGAAGCACGGUCCCAGGGAUGUCCUGGAUGGGUGGGAGCACGGUCCCAGUGAUGUCCUGGAUGGGUGGAAGCACGGUCCCAGUGAUGUCCUGGAUGGGUGGGAGCACGGUCCCAGUGAUGUUCCUGGAUGGGUGGGAGCACGGUCCCAGUGAUGUCCUGGAUGGGUGGGAGCACGGUCCCAGUGAUGUCCUGGAUGGGUGGGAGCACGGUCCCAGUGAUGUCCUGGGCCAUCUUCACCACCCGCUGGAGGGCCUUGCGGUCGUGGACAGAGCAGUUCCUGCACCAGGCCGUGAUGCAACUGGCGACGAUGCUCUCAACGGUGCUGCGCUAGUAUUUGGAGAGGACCUGGGGUAGCAUGCCGAACCUCAGCCGCCCCCAAGGAAGCAGAGACGCUGUUUUGACAAGAGUGACGGUGUUGGUCCAUGUCGAGUCCUCGGUGAUGUGGAUGCCGAGGAACUUAAAACGUCUGACUCUCUCUAUAGCAGUUAAUGAUGCGUGUAAGAGCCAUUGGGUUCAGCAGUUUGAUAUUCAUUAAUAGUGUUCUUCCCCCUCUUCCCGUUCUACAGGCUCCCAGCUGAAUACACAACUAGAAGGUUGGUUGUCUCAAGCCCAGUCCACUGUCACACCAGCUAGAGCAAUCAUAGCACCGUAAGCACCACUGGUCGUUGUUUCUGAUAACGGUCGUUAAAAAAGGCCUCAUCUUGUCAUCAGAAGUCAUUCUAAAUAUGAUAUGAUAACAGCAUAUGAAUGACUGUAAUGUACAUGUGGUGAUAGGGGGCAGUGGGGGGUCUAUGUGGUGAUAGGGGGCAGUGGGGGGUCUAUGUGGUGCUAGGGGGCAGUGGGGGGUCUAUGUGGUGCUAGGGGGCAGUGGGGGGUCUGUGUAACGGUGUCCUCUGUGUUUUCAGGCAUGCAGGAUAUACCUACUGUGGCGCUUGUUCUGCACACGCAUACAAACAGAUAGACCCUUCUGUCACGUAAGUCUAAAUUUAACCAUGUUCAGUCAAUUUUCUAAAUAAAAACACAUUUUGUAGCAAAAUUAAUUUUCAUGGACAAUUAACUAUCAUCAAAUUGAAAUGAGAUGUUUUGAAAUGCAUUUUUUACAUUUUCCCUCCUUAUCAAACCUUAGACUGCCCUGUUUCACCCUGAAGGAGCUAUCAGCCCUUAGUUACCUCAGACAGUAGUUAGCAGUAUUGGCCUAGCCGCUCAGACAGACAGUAGUUAGCGGUAUUGGCCUAGCCGCUCAGACAGACAGUAGUUAGCAGUAUUUGCCUAGCCGCUCAGACAGACAGUAGUUAGCGGUAUUGGCCUAGCCGCUCAGACAGACAGUAGUUAGCGGUAUUGGCCUAGCCGCUCAGACAGACAGUAGUUAGCGGUAUUGGCCUAGCCGCUCAGACAGACAGUAGUUAGCGGUAUUGGCCUAGCCGCUCAGACAGACAGUAGUUAGCGGUAUUGGCCUAGCCGCUCAGACAGACAGUAGUUAGCGGUAUUGGCCUAGCCGCUCAGACAGACAGUAGUUAGCGGUAUUGGCCUAGCCGCUCAGACAGACAGUAGUUAGCGGUAUUGGCCUAGCCGCUCAGACAGACAGUAGUUAGCGGUAUUGGCCUAGCCGCUCAGACAGACAGUAGUUAGCGGUAUUGGCCUAGCCGCUCAGACAGACAGUAGUUAGCGGUAUUGGCCUAGCCGCUCAGACAGACAGUAGUUAGCGGUAUUGGCCUAGCCGCUCAGACAGACAGUAGUUAGCGGUAUUGGCCUAGCCGCUCAGACAGACAGUAGUUAGCGGUAUUGGCCUAGCCGCUCAGACAGACAGUAGUUAGCGGUAUUGGCCUAGCCGCUCAGACAGACAGUAGUUAGCGGUAUUGGCCUAGCCGCUCAGACAGACAGUAGUUAGCGGUAUUGGCCUAGCCGCUCAGACAGACAGUAGUUAGCGGUAUUGGCCUAGCCGCUCAGACAGACAGUAGUUAGCGGUAUUGGCCUAGCCGCUCAGACAGACAGUAGUUAGCGGUAUUGGCCUAGCCGCUCAGACAGACAGUAGUUAGCGGUAUUGGCCUAGCCGCUCAGACAGACAGUAGUUAGCGGUAUUGGCCUAGCCGCUCAGACAGACAGUAGUUAGCGGUAUUGGCCUAGCCGCUCAGACAGACAGUAGUUAGCGGUAUUGGCCUAGCCGCUCAGACAGACAGUAGUUAGCGGUAUUGGCCUAGCCGCUCAGACAGACAGUAGUUAGCGGUAUUGGCCUAGCCGCUCAGACAGACAGUAGUUAGCGGUAUUGGCCUAGCCGCUCAGACAGACAGUAGUUAGCGGUAUUGGCCUAGCCGCUCAGACAGACAGUAGUUAGCGGUAUUGGCCUAGCCGCUCAGACAGACAGUAGUUAGCGGUAUUGGCCUAGCCGCUCAGACAGACAGUAGUUAGCGGUAUUGGCCUAGCCGCUCAGACAGACAGUAGUUAGCGGUAUUGGCCUAGCCGCUCAGACAGACAGUAGUUAGCGGUAUUGGCCUAGCCGCUCAGACAGACAGUAGUUAGCGGUAUUGGCCUAGCCGCUCAGACAGACAGUAGUUAGCGGUAUUGGCCUAGCCGCUCAGACAGACAGUAGUUAGCGGUAUUGGCCUAGCCGCUCAGACAGACAGUAGUUAGCGGUAUUGGCCUAGCCGCUUUCACGGCCUCAUCUUGGAACAACAUGAGCGAAGCCUGGGCAGCCAAGGCUACUAAUGGCCUGAUGACUGGUCCAAGAUGACUGGUCCAAGAUGACUGGUCCAAGAUGACUGGUCCAUGAUGACUGGUCCAAGAUGACUGGUCCAAGAUGACUGGUCCAAGAUGACUGAGCUGUGAGUCAGAGUCCUACUGAGGUCAGUGAGGUGACUGAGUCCUCUCUUUCCCCCCUGUAGUCGCAGGGUGUUCAUCCUGGGUCCGUCUCACCACGUUCCUCUGUCCCGCUGUGCCCUCUCCUCUGCUGAGGUUUAUAAAACCCCUCUCUACGACCUCCGGAUUGACCAGAAGGGUAUGUACACACCCAGGUACACUGUUCCCUGCCCUCUGCUGAAGGGUAUGUACACACCCAGGUACACUGUUCCCUGUCCUCUGCUGAAGGUUAUAAAACCCCUCAGGAUUAACCAGAAGGGUAUUGAUCAUUUCUAGUUAGCAUUUCCUAAGGUAAAGAUCCUAGUUUUUAUGUGUCAGUGUUACGGCUGGCACAAUUACCGUGUAACCGACGGUUAUGGAUGAAGGCCGUGAUGAAAAAUAAAAUAACCGCCAUAACCGUUACAUUUAUGAUUAUUUUUUUAUGAGCAGCUGACUCAAGACGGGACGGACGGGCAAUCGUGCAGUUGAGUCUGUUUCUGCGGCAACGUGAUGAAACGUUGUUGCGCCUUGCUAAAACAAGAAACGUAUGCAUAUAACUACUGUUCCCUGAAGGAGGGAACGAGGUAUAACAUACUAUGGGGAGUCAACGACCAAACCUAUUCACCUGAAGCAAACUGAAAUCACGCCCAACGGGCCAAUGGACGUGAGUCCUCCCUCUGAUGCCCCGCCUUCCUGGCUAUAAUAGUGGGGCUCGCAUCCAUUUCCUCAAUUCAGUACCGCUCUUCAGCGAGCCCAAACCCUGCUGACAGCGCUGGCCAAAAUAUGUUAUAUCCUCCUUCAGGGAACAGUAGUUCAUUAACUAGGGGUGUAACGGUUCACCAAACGGGUCACGGUUACGGUACAGCGGAAAAAAGACAUUCCGACAUUUACUGUAGUUCAUUUUUGUUCAUUCGGCAAAAUACGCUAAAUUAAAAAGCACCUUAUUCCGGGCCCAAGUCCAGUUUCUGUGACGACAUUCACAGUGUUCCUGGCGUCGUCUGUUGUGACGGGGGUUGUCAUGGCGGGCCUCAAGAAGAGAUCUAAGAAGCUGGACCCGUUCCGAAAUGGACCUGGGGCGUUCCCACCCGGACAAAUAUACGUAAAUAAAUGUUUCAAUAUAGAGACCCUUUCCGAACAGGGCCCGAGGACGACCAGUUCCGUAUAGACGUAGUCGGAUCCGAGUGAGGGAAGCAGCAGAAAAGUAAAUCUGUAAGCUACUUUAUUAACCAGAGCUAAUGCAGAGCGAGGGAGAGCAGGCGGAGGAGGGGCCUUGAGGUGUGUGGGAGAGGAAACAACCAACCAAGCCGACUUGCGCUAGUAGACUAACGUCUAGCUUGUCAUAGCUUGGUUAUUUAUCAUCCAGUAGGAUUACCUAGUACCUGUCUUGACUGCAUCAAACCGAAAGAAGCUAGUUGGCUAAGAUAGUUUGCCAGCCAGCUAAUUGAGUUCAUGAGCUUUCUUCCUGUCCUACAGUUAAAUAACACCUCCAUUCAGAUUAUUAAAUGGUAGCCUAACUGUUGAGCAGUGGAGAACAUACUAUUAACUUUUUGACCACCCGCAUUGCGGACCGAACCGACGUCCCUGUACCGAACAGUUCGUUACGAAUACCGUGUACCGUUACACCCCUAUUCAUAACUGGUCUGCGUGUUUCCACCCCCAGGCAACAGGACAACAGGACAGUCCUGAAACCACAUGCCCUAGGGCACGGUCGACGGUUCAGAUUCGGGUGGUUAGCCUUUUUGAACUCAAGGGAACUAACAAACUAGUUUUCGGUUUCCUAGGCAACGCAGUGCAGUAGCAGCACACAGAAUGAAUAGAACAGGCUUGGAACCUCUAACCCUGGCAAUUAGAAUGGUGAAAUCAAGCUUUAUUUAUACAGCACAUUUCAGACAUGGAAUGCAACAUAAUGUGCUUCAAUGGGUACACUCAAUGGUUGCCUGGUUUUGUGAUGCAAUCAUUUCCAUGGUAAUGUACACUGAACAAAAAUAUAAAAGCAACAUGCAACAAUUUCAAAGAUUUUACUGAGUUACAGUUCAUAUAAGGAAAUCAUUUAAAUAAAUUCAUUUGGCCCUAAUCUAUGGAUUUGACUGGGAAUACAGAUAUGCAUCUGUUGGUCACAGAAAUCCUUUUUUUUUUUUUUUAGUAGGGGCGUGGAUCAGAAAACCAGUCAGUAUCUGGUGUGACCACCAUUUGCCUCAUGCAGUACGACACAUCUCCUUCACAUAGUUGAUCAGGCUGUUGAUUGUGGCCUGUGGAAUGUUGUCCCACUCCUCUUCAAUUGCUGUGCGAAGUUGCUGAAUAUUGGCAGGAACUGGAACACGCUGUCGUACACAUCGAUCCAGAGCAUCCCAAACAUGCUCAAUUGGUGACAUGUCUGGUGGACAUUCCUGCAGUCAACAUGCCAAGUGCACAUUCCCUCAAAACUUGAAAUAUCUGUGGCAUUGUGUUGUGUGACCAAACUGCACAUUUUUAGAGGCCUUUUGUCCCCUGCACAAGGUGCACCUGUGUAAUGAUCAUGCUGUUUAAUCAGCUUCUUGAUAUGCCACACCUGUCAGGUGGAUGGAUUAUCUUGGCAAAGGAGAAAUGCUCACUAACAGGGAUGUAAACACAUUUGUGCACAAAAUUUGAGAGAAAUAAGCGUUUUGUGUGUAUUGAACAUUUCUGCGAUCUUUUAUUUCAGCUCAUGAAACAUGGGACCAACACUUUACAUGUUGCGUUUUAUAUUUGUUCAGUAUAGAAUGUUGAUUCGAAUCAUGUUAACUGAUGUGGCUCAUGCAAUUUAAAUGUAUUUUUUUGUAAUGUCAGGUGAACUGAAUCAACCAAUCACAGCACAGAUUGAUGGGUACACUUCCUGCUUUUACUUCCUGCUUUGCUCCUAUGGGUACACUCACAAGGGCCUCAGUCCACCCAUUAUGCCAUCAUUGAGUUGAAUGGGGACGCCCGUUCUCUCCUCCCUCUAUGGCAGCACAUGCAGUCCGGAGCGAAGGAGAGGAGAAAAUGUUCCUUAUUAUUAUUAUUAUUCAAGUUAUUACGGAGACCGUGGCCAUUUGGCUGGCCAAUCCCAAAAUUCCAUGACCGUCACAACCCUAAUCAGUGUUUAUUGUGCCUUUUUUAAAACUGUGAAGCUUGACACAAAGAAAAACCUUAAAUGUCCUCAGGGGACCAACCAUCUGAUUGAUACUGGAAACUAGGCAUUCUCACUGACGCUGCCAAACACCUAUCAGUGCGUCUGAACGAAUGACUCGCAGUCAUAUGCUAAUUCAAGCCUCACUUCACCAGGAAUAAUGUGCAUAUUGAAUCCUCACCUCUCUCUCUCUCUCUAGUCUAUGCUGACCUCUGGAAGACUGGGAUGUUUGAGAGGAUGAGUCUUCAGACAGACGAGGAUGAGCACAGCAUUGAAAUGCACCUGCCUUACACUGCUAAAGCCAUGGAGAGGUAAGACAGAGGAACACACUUCAGUCUGUCAGGGUUGCCUGCUUCAUUCAUCACAAAGCCAUCCAUCAGUGGAGUGUACAGUAAUUCAUAGACUCUAGGCCUGUUUGCCUGGUGAUGGGAGCCAGCAGGGAAUUCAUGACAAAUGGAGGAGAGCUGUGGGUCAUUAAUGACUGGUUUGCCUUUACAGUUUGUGAAGUUCUCUCUCCCCCCAGCCCCAGGAUGGUUUGCGUCAUUGCUAUGGUUUAUGAUUGGUUGUUUACUAAUGAUUGGGUGUUUACUGUGUCGGACCCCAGUCAGAGUAGCUGUUGCCAUUUGGCGUCUGGAGAUCCUAAUAAAUCUAAAAUCGAAUCGAAGUAAAGCCUGCAUGCUCAAUUAAUGGACCCACUCAAUAAACACACACCUUUUAUCAGGUUGGUUUAAUAAACACACACCUUUUAUCAGGUUGGUUUAAUAAACACACACCUUUUAUCAGGUUGGUUUAAUAAACACACACCUUUUAUCAGGUUGGUUUAAUAAACACAAACCUUUUAUCAGGUUGGUUUAAUAAACACAAACCUUUUAUCAGGUUGGUUUAAUAAACACACACCUUUUAUCAGGUUGGUUUAAUAAACACACACCUUUUAUCAGGUUGGUUUAAUAAACACACACAAACCUUUUAUCAGGUUGGUUUAAUAAACACACACCUUUUAUCAGGUUGGUUUAAUAAACACACACCUUUUAUCAGGUUGGUUUAAUAAACACACACAAACCUUUUAUCAGGUUGGUUUAAUAAACACACACCUUUUAUCAGGUUGGUUUAAUAAACACACACAAACCUUUUAUCAGGUUGGUUUACAAGUGUUCAGUCCCUGUAAAGGCUUCUACCAUCUUGGUCAGGUAACUGUCCCCAGACCUGUAAUGUGUUGUCUCCCUCUCCUACUACAGUCAUAAAGAUGAGCUCAGCAUUGUCCCGGUGCUGGUGGGAGCCCUCAGUGAGUCUAAAGAACAGGACUAUGGGAAACUGCUCAGCAGGUAUCUGGCUGAUCCCUCCAACUUGUUCAUCAUCUCCUCUGACUUCUGCCACUGGGGUACGUACUGGGAAGGACUGGUAGGGAUCAAUAUUAUACCCUGUUCACGCUACUGAGUUGAGCUAGUCUGGUUAUACAUCCGUCCACCGUAGUUGCUGGAACCGUGCUGGAAAGACCAUGUGAAAAGAAAAGCCAGCACAGUUUUGUUCUGGACUAUUGUGUGAAAGGGGUUGUAAAUAUAGAACCAGUGGUUCAGUGUCCUUGACAAACCUCUCCUUCAGGGUUGGUCUGACUUCAUCCAUUUCCUGUCACAAACCCCAAAAAUAAUGUUUAUUUUUAUUUUUUUAGCCUCAGUAUAGGCCAUAAAUAAUUGUUAUUUGCAUGACUUAAAGUGUGAUGGUGCAUCGCAAACACAACCAGCCGGUUGAGUUGCCCAAUUAGGGUAAACUCAUUUUGUAUUCUAAUUUUCAUAGAUUUUUAUUUUUUUAUCAUCAAAAAAAUUAUACAUUAAUAAAUGUUGUGCUUCAGUUGCUUAUAAUGGAAGAUUGGCCUAGUUAAAUGAUGAGUGAGAAAAUUACAAACAAAUAUCAUACUUCCAAGACAUGCAACCUCUCACCAUUACAAUAACAACAGAGGUUAGCAUUGUUGGGGGAUAUGAUAUUUGUGCAUCUAACUUUCUCACUCAUUAUUAUUCACGAUUAUUUCAGGAUGAUCUGUAACCAUGGUAGCAUCACAUUAAUGUAGAAGUGUUUAGAAACGUAUUCUAUUCUUAUUUACAAUAAAAGUGACUCCAAAGUGACACAAUACAUUAUUUACCAUUCAUUUCUAUUGGGCACAAAAUAAUCUGCAACACAACCAAAACAAACCGCAAAUGCAUCCAACAAAUUUGUAGAGUCACAGGACUAUGUACAAAAAGUGCUGUAAUUUCUAAACGGUUCACCCGAUAUGGAUGAAAAUACCCUCUCAUUAAAGCUAACAGUCUGCACUUUAACCUGCAUCAUUUCAAAUCCAAAGUGCUGGACUACAGAGCCAAAACAACACAUGUCACUGUCCCAAUACUUUUGGUGCUCACUGUAUAUGUAAAUGAAUGCAUUUACAGUUUAUAUGCUUAGUACAAGUAAAAUUACAUGUAUUGAAUAAUAAUAUUGUGAAAGAUAUUGAAGAUAACAGGCAGACAGGAAAUACUAAUAUGGAUAUGACAGAUAAAACAAUCCCAUAACAAUAUUUAUCCAUUGUCCAUAAUAGCUAGCUUUGACUAAAUAUAAUUCCUUUAAUGGGCAACUCAACCACCUGGUAGAGUAUAUUUUUCAAGGGUUCCUAAAAUUAUAAAAUGACAUUAGUAAUUGCUGUUUUAGAGGUCAACAUUUAACAACCUUGUAAUUUCCCAUUUUAUACACAAUUAGUAAUGUAAAUGUAUGAUUAAGGGUUAAUAUCUUUCCCUCCUCCCCACAGGCCAACGGUUCCGCUACACCUACUAUGAUGAGGCUCAAGGAGAGAUCCACAGAUCCAUUGAACACCUUGAUAAAAUGGUUAACAACACAUUCUGA
This is a messenger RNA of Coregonus sp. 'balchen', 14826 nucleotides long. Lineage: Eukaryota; Metazoa; Chordata; Actinopteri; Salmoniformes; Salmonidae. The record is from the annotation of a GenBank genome assembly.